CUAAUCCUUUCCCCGCAUUCUAAUUCUAACUCCUCCGCCUUUUGUCGCUGUCUGUACUGUUCUAAUUCACUCUUCUUAAACCCUAGUAGAGAAAUAAAACUAGGUCUUUUUCCCCAUUUUUCUUCGUCUUCUGCUUCAAGGUUUGGCUUCUCUGCGUCCCAUAAUCUCAGAAAAUGGGUGCUGAAAAAGUAGACGCAGUAGUGGUAGAUGCUACAAGAAGAAAGAAAAAGGAGAAAAAGAAGAUGCGACCAGCAUCUGAUUUAGAUGCUCCUACAAGCAUAGAAGAAACCUGUCAUGACGAUGUGAAAGGACCGGCAACAGAAGAGAAACUAGUUGCGGUAGUGGUAGAUGCUUCAAGAAAAAAGAAAAAGGAGAAAAAGAAGCGACCAGCAUCUGAUUUAGAUGCUCCUACAAACACAGAAGAAGCCUGUCAUGACGAUGAUAAAGGACCGACAAUAGAAGAGAAACUUGCGAGUAUAAACUUGACUAAUGACAAUAAAAGCAGCAUCACUGAAGACGAGGAGCCUUCUACAAUCACAACAGUCCCAAGUGCAGAUUCGGUUCACGUGUUGCUCAAGCAAGCAUUACAUGCUGAUGAUCGUGUGUUAUUGUUAGACUGCUUGUACACGCAAGAUGAAAAGGUUAUUGCAAAUUCGAUCUCCCUAUUGCAUCUGACAGAUGCUCUUAAACUCUUGGAUGCCUUGUUAGUGCUUACACAGUCAAGGGGUGCAGUGCUAUCUUGUGCUCUUCCUUGGCUAAAAAAUUUACUUCUUCAACAUUCAAGUAGCAUAACAUCAAAAGAAUCUUCCCUAAGGUCACUCAACUCUCUAUAUCAGCUUAUUGAAUCUCGAGUUUCAACAUUUCGACCAGCUCUUCAGUUAUCAAGUUGUUUGGAUUACCUUUUCACAGAAAUAUCAGAUGAUGCUGAUGAUGAGACAAUCAAGAUUACCCCCAUUAUUUAUGAAGAUUUUGAUGACAGUGAGUUAGACAAAUCUGAAGAUGAUGCCAUGGACAGCGAUCCAGAGACUGAAGAACAACAACAUGAACAGCAUGAGGAAGUUGAGUUCAGUGAUUAUGAUCAAAGCGAUGAGAUGAGCGAAGAUUGACACUGGUUGGAAAUGAAUAGUCCAUCUAGCUAAAAGUAAUUGUUGUAUUCAAUUGCACCAGUAUUCUGUGCCUGAAGUCUUUAAGAUUUGGUAUAACAGUUAUAAGCUUUUCCGUAAAAUUUGAUCUUAUGUAAGAGGGAAAUUAUCUUGACUGCCUUUUAGUAUCACUACCUAAAAAUUUACGUUCUCAAGAAAAAUACUAUCAGACUUCCGAACCUCUUGAUCAUAAUCAGCGCUCAGCAGUGUGC
This is a messenger RNA of Papaver somniferum (opium poppy), 1354 nucleotides long. Its product is annotated as WD repeat-containing protein 43-like. Bases 174 to 1106 code for a protein of 310 amino acids. The transcript has 8 exons. Lineage: Eukaryota; Viridiplantae; Streptophyta; Magnoliopsida; Ranunculales; Papaveraceae. Gene Ontology annotation, biological process: maturation of SSU-rRNA from tricistronic rRNA transcript (SSU-rRNA, 5.8S rRNA, LSU-rRNA). Gene Ontology annotation, cellular component: nucleolus. The record is from RefSeq and is a predicted model, not a curated record.